Molecule: messenger RNA, 1828 nt
Organism: Marchantia polymorpha subsp. ruderalis
Lineage: Eukaryota; Viridiplantae; Streptophyta; Marchantiopsida; Marchantiales; Marchantiaceae
Source: the annotation of a GenBank genome assembly
GAAUGUUGGCGACAGAGUAGCGGGUACGGUUGGUUUGUCGAUUAGUGAAUCGGGGUGGUGCGAAAUGCGAGUGACUGAAGAUUGACAGAGUUCAGAGGAGGACACAAGUCGCGCAUUGCACAGGAAGGAGCAAUGGCGCAAGCUCUACUUCUGCCACUACAGAGGGCCGUGGCGAUGGCGUCCGUCGUCGCGCCAUUCUCGCUCUCGCAUCAGCAGCGAGUUGCAUCUGCCUCGCGCCUUGCCGUGGCAUCAUCCUCUCGUGCCGUGCGCCUUUCGAAAUUUCAGCUCAAUGCGGCGCCAGGUUCUGUGCUGGGUGUGGAACCGGACCUCGUUGAGGAAGCUUAUGACUUCAAUUUGACCGCUGGAGAAGACAGGGAAGACGAUUUUCCAUUUGGGAAAGCAGACGGGCAUCACACUUGGCACAAAGAAGAUAACGACGUUGGUUUCAUCGAAGGUCUUCAACAGCAGAUUGAAGAAUCUGGAGGACCCGCAACAAAUCCUGCACAAAAUGCUAUAUCGUGGCUGUUUCUCCCAGGCGUUUUCGCUGCUCUAGCUUUUGGGGCUGAGAUGGAGUAUAUAUGUGCUGCAUGCGUGCUUUUCAUCUUUGCGUUUAUAGGCAUUGAAAUGGCCAAGCCAGACAAACCAAGUAAUUUCGAACCAGAGAUUUCGCGCCAGGAUCGUGAUGAUGGAGCUGCGCCUCUCGAGUCAACGUUUGUCAACCUGCGAAUAGUCAACGUUUCAUGUCAACCGUCCAAGGAUUACAGAAGAGACAAGGUUUACAAACCAACUCCCUGAAGGUCAGAUCAGGCUGAAGCGGAGAGGGAGACGACAUUGCCCGGUUGAAAUAUUUUACUGAGAGUCCCAGCAUUUUCGUGAACAAACUACUAGAUCAAUAUAUAAGCCGAAAUUCCACCGGAACACAAUCGUCUUGGGACUCAGUAGAACGAUAAACGGUAGGUCGUGGAAUGGAGGAUUCGCAAGAGAUUUUUCAAGAUAUGGAGAAUGCAUAAGAGUACACAGCAAUCGAGCUUUUGGAUCGUCCAUCGCCUAAAGGCUUUGAGUGCUUGGGAACAGGUGAGCCUCGGUCCCCUUCUGCUUUGUACAAUUAAUAAACAGCUCUGAGAUAAAAGAAUUACAAAUGCCUUGAACCGUGUGUAGACCUGAUGUCACUAACGAUAAGGGAAUUUGGUCUCAAACGUGCGAAACGUUUAGACAUCCAGAAUACAUGAUGUGAGUGAUUUAAGGAAUAAGCGGCCCAAGACUGCACAAGUGGUAUGACUUUUGGAACGUGUAGAUAAUUUUCUGGGUGUUGGAAGUUCCUUCGAUCAGAGAGGUUGAGCAUGAACUUCCCGCAGAUUCCAUCGCUUCCGCCUAUCUUGAACUCUUAAUUUUUCCUAUGUUCCAGUUCAAUAUUGUGGUCACCAUGUAUAUCCUGUGUCAGUGGCGCUCCUAAUCCCAGAGAACUUCAACACCAGAUUAGUCUUCUUCGCCUUCCCCCACAUGUUGGAAACCCAAUUUCACCUCCACUUUCAAUCUGGAACCAUCUGUGAAAGAAACAUGAUAGUAUACACUUACAGGGACGCAUAUUAAGGCGUUUGGAGUCAAUAACAAUCCUCGUCAAUAAGACGUGUACAGCAUGACAUCACAAAAAGUAGAUCUGCCUCUCAACGGGCGUUAAUCCCGAGCGUUUCUUUGUUUUCUUGUAUGCCGUCAAGCCCCACAACCUGCAAGGUCCGCAUCCCGUCUUAAUGAGCAACCAUGUUCGCAACGUGAAUAAAAUGAGGACAAUGAGGUAAGCAAGGUAAUUAUACUGAAUCAUUGACUCAUA